Cavenderia fasciculata is the source of this 342-nucleotide messenger RNA. RefSeq lists its product as uncharacterized. The transcript has 2 exons. Lineage: Eukaryota; Evosea; Eumycetozoa; Acytosteliales; Cavenderiaceae. The coding region runs from base 1 to 342 and encodes 113 amino acids. The record is from RefSeq and is a predicted model, not a curated record.
AUGAAAGGAAUUGGUGGGGGUUUUGAGGUUCAAUACAAUGAGGCUUCCAAUAAACCUCCAUCUAUUGAUAUCAUCGAAUUCGUCCAUGGUGUAAUCCAGUCCAUCGUUCUUGUAGAUGAUAGUUUAACGACCUCAUCAUCAAAUAAUAAUAAUAAUAAUAAUAAUAAUAAUCAAAAUAAUUAUAAUAAUAAUAACAGUUCCGAAGAACCAGUUUUAGAAAUAUUAGAAAACUUAAAGACGGAAAUUUCACAAGUAAUUAUUUUCCUUGGAAACAAAACAAAAAGAGUUGACUUAAGGGAAGUGUAUGCUUCCCUCACCGAUUACCUAAAGGAUCAAAAGUAA